UCCUUUUUUCCAUCCACAGAAAUGUCUUUGAAUCCCUCCCAGCCCAGUUCUGCUCUUAGGUUUUCGCUUGGAUCGAUUACAAAUACGACUUUUUAUGUGUAAACCAUCAAGAGAAACUCGACCUGCAGAGAAGCGUAUUUACAUGGAGCGCAAUACUCAAUUCAUAAAAUAUGUAACGAUGCCAUAUGUACUUUUAACAAACGCGAGCUGUCCGCAAGUAGCUGGGAGAGGCUCCAGCACGCCCACGACCCAAGCGCGGAGACGCCGAGAGGAAAACCGGCAGGUCGAACACUUGGUGCGCGUCCCUGGCAACUGUCAAAUCAAAGCGUCCUGCCUUGUAAAGGCGAAAGUGGCGCCGCCUACGGGCCGAAAGCAGGAGAUCGCCUGGGGUUUGUCCAUUGCGGCAUCGGGACGCGAGCAGCCAACCGGGCGGCAGCCACACUGCAGCAGAAGGCCGCGAGCGGACACACCCAGAAGACAUCCGGAGGACAAAAAGCACGAGCGUCGUCGACGGAAGCUGCGUGGGGACCCCGGGCAGAGGAGCGCCACCUAGACCGCAACGUCACGACGAGAACCCGCAGGUUGUUGACGGCAACGCGGGCGGACGGACGGCGACGACGAACCGAACGACGUGUUUUUGUAAGCAGGUCGCCAAGAGAGUUCUUCCAUCUGAUCCGUGGAGAGCAAUCAUGCAGGAGGUCAGAGUUCAGCCGGCGGGCGGCGUGCACAAAACAAAGCGAGCCGUGUACUCGGUGGAAAUCAAAGUGGAGCGGGACCGGACCACGGGACAAACGCGCGUCCUCUCUUCGCAGACCAAGCUUCCUGUCGACUGCUCUCACGGGGGGGUCAAAGUGUACGAGGACGAGGAGAAAGUGGUCCACGAGGUCAACGGCCAGGACGGCGUCCAUCCGCUCAGCGCCUCCGAGGUGGACGAGCUCAUCCUCAAAGCCGAUCAGGCGGCCGUGACGGCGGGCGUAGAUGAGACGACCGAGUCGCCUUCGGGCCGCAAAAUCACAGCGCCGUACGUGGACGGAGCCGCGGCUCGAUCCCCGGGAGGGGCGGAGUUCACCGGGCCCGAGGCCUCCGCUCGGGAUUGCGGCGCCACCCGGAAGCCGGUCACCGCGGCGCCCGUUGGGUACCGAAACGUGGGGGACCGGGACGGCGCCGGCGAGGACCUGACUCCGCAGGGCGGCGUCGUCCCCACCCCUGAAGGGAACGCGUCAUCGUCGCUUGGGGGGCCCGAGGCUGAGGCGGCAAAGGAACCCGAGGCGGCCGCCGCGCCGAUUUCACAGACCGAGAAGCGCGAGUCAGCAGGGGGCGCUGCCGUGACCACACCCAAGGAGGAAAAAGCCUUGCUCAAAUGUCAUCCAAGCGAUCCCACCUGAGACUUCCCAAGUCAAACAAGGGACACCCGACUGCAAAAUGGAGAAAUAAAAGUAGCCAACGGCAUGUCGGUGACUGUGACACAGUAAGAUCAUCCAUCCAUCCAUCCAUUUUGUGAGCUGCUAAACCUCACGAGGGUCACGGGAGCGCCGAAGCCAGUCCCAGCUAUCUUCUGGCAGGUGGCGGGAUACGCCCUCAACCGGUCGCCAGCCAACCGCAGGCUCCGUAGAAACAAAGCGACCAUUCGCACUCACAUUUACACCUGCUGCCAAUUUAGACUCUACUUACGCUAUCGUACAUGUUUCGGGGAUGUGGGAGGAAAACGGAGUAUCCGGAGAAAAGCCACCCAGGCAGGGGGAGAACACGCAAACUCCACACGGGCGGGGGCGGGAUCUGAACCCCGGUCCUCAGAACUGUGAGGCAGUUCGUCCUCCGCGCCCAAAGUCAUGGCACCCCUGAUAAUUAGCAUUAGCACUUGAUCCAUGUGAUCUGCAACCAAGAAACAAAGUGCAUAUAAAUCAAACACUGUAACAUUGUCAUCAAAUAUCCAUUUUCAAAAAUCUGCACGCGUUACCAUUUGAGUAUGGAACUGACUUCCGGAACAUGAACGCAUCACUUCCUGUUUGUGCUGCGCAGCUGACACACGCGGAGCUGCUGGGACGCUGCCUUGAGUAAAUGUUGAGCAAGUGGCCAGCAAGGGUCCGAGACCAAAACCUGCGUUGAGAGGUUUGCGGUGGAAGAAGCCAACUUAGAAAAACUCCAUUUUUGCUUGUGUUUUGCUAUGGAUCCAUUUGAAUCGUGACUUCAGACCUUUUCUGUACUGCAUUCGGCGGGUGGCACAGCGGUAGACUGCUGAGAGCGUCUGCCUCACAGUCUGAGUCUGACCAGGGUUGAAAGCCCCUUUGUUGCUUUUCUCCGGUUUCCUCACACAUCCCCGAAAUCUGCGUUAAAACUGUCCGCGGGUGUGAUUGCGAUUGCGAGUGCGAGUGUCGUCUGUCUCCGUGUGCCCUGUGAUUGGCUGGUGACCAGCUCAGGGUGUGCCCCGCCUCCUGCCCGAAGAUCGCUGGGAUGGGCCCCGGCAUUCCCGCCACCCUUGUGAGGAUAAGCGGUUCAAAAAAAUGGAUGGACUGUAUUAUUUUUUUUCUGUUUAUUUGCAAAUGUCAAUCCUCAUGAUAUGUAAUUAUCAAAUGUGAAAAAGAAGCCAAUAAAUAAAAGCCAACGUACGUCAGCGGCUCAAUUUUUGGUGGCUUUGGAAGCUUCUUGGAGAUUUGCUCACAGAAAUCUCUGCAGUGUCAAGUUUACAAGAUGGUUUUUGGAUCACUUUACUGGGUCUUUAAAAGACAUCCAUCCAU
Messenger RNA from Syngnathoides biaculeatus (alligator pipefish), 2735 nucleotides. RefSeq names its product paralemmin 1a (gene palm1a). The record is from RefSeq and is a predicted model, not a curated record. Gene Ontology annotation, cellular component: membrane. Bases 690 to 1385 code for a protein of 231 amino acids. Lineage: Eukaryota; Metazoa; Chordata; Actinopteri; Syngnathiformes; Syngnathidae. Gene Ontology annotation, biological process: regulation of cell shape. The transcript is spliced from 5 exons.